CUCCCCGAGUAGCAACAUUAAAAAAAACACGGUUAAGUUAAAACUAGGCUCUUGUAAUCCAUGUGUGAAUCCAGACACUGUGUGUGGAUACAGAUUGUGCUCUGACAAACACUAAGCCCGAAACCGUGUAAGAUUUUCCUGCAAGCUGGUUGAGGAUGUUGGCAAAUGCAGGAAGUGUCAUUUCUGUAAAACUCUAAUGGCAACAGCAGUGAGCGUCAGUUGAGCAUUUUCCCUGCAAAAAGACUCAGACACGGGACGGCUUCAAUCGCUCACAUCAUGAUAAAUCUGCUGCUGCUGUUGUCCUAUAUCAGAACAGGUGUAAGUGGUGAAGAUGGUCUGAUAUUCGCAGGAAGGAGUUAUGACAUUACAUUUCCAUGCCUUGACGACUUUGUCUGUGUUCACGUAUGGAAUUUCGACAUAAGGGAAACAAGUGAUUACGCUGCCAUAGUCACUAACGGAGAGAUCCAGAUGUUUGGAUUCCAGGGUGACGACUCAAUAUGUGCUCUUCAAAUCAAAGAUCUCACAGAGCAGGAUGUCGGGCGUCAUCGCUGCCAGCAAAGGCCAGUCCCCUCAGCUACUCUGGAGAACACCUACAUGCCUGGCAAGGUGGUGUCACUGCAGUGCAUUCUCCUCGCCUACGUAGAGCAGGGGCACUGUUAUACAGAGCAGCAGCAACACAUCAACCUGAUGUGGGUGGAUGAAGCUGGUGCUGAGAUACAAAAGGACGCACAACAUCACAUAGAGCAGCGGUCCCACUGCGAUGUCACCCUGACAGUCGCCCUUCAAAGCCUCGGAAACAAGAGGUUCAGGUGCCGGAUGACUGCGGAUGGACAAGUCCAGACUUCCGUGGAGUUUCCUUUCAGAGUGCCAGGCCGCAAAGGACGGGGAGGAGGCUUCAUCUUAGAACCAGGAACUGAAGACCAAGGUCACAACCCGACUGGUGUAGCCGUGGGGGUGGUGGGAUGCAUGGGGCUGGUGGCUCUGGUUGCAGCUUUUGUUGUACAGAGAAGAAGAGCAAACAGACAGCUGCCUGAUGAGUCGUACAGUAACGGCAUCAGUACCAUCAGUGCUGUGAACACAGAUGACGUGAUCUACGCUGACGUCAUUCACUAUGUCGGCUCUGACAGAGUGAGGUUCGAGGAGUGCGAGUCCACAGAGUACGCCUGCAUCAGAUACAAAUAAUGUGCUCUUCACCUCCAGCUGUUGUAAUGCCAUUUAAUAUUUACUGUGAUAUAAUCUCUAUCUCUACCUACUGCUUGCCAGUGAUUUGUAUUUUGUUUCCCAGAUCUCUCUGUCAGAUAUAGAAUUUCACAAAUGUAUCCAUUAAAUCAGCAUUAAUUGUUUUUCUUCUUCUUCUUCUGUUAAAAGACUGUAAACUGUGUUCAGGUCUAAAAUAAAUCAAAUGAAAAACUUA
This is a messenger RNA of Mugil cephalus (flathead mullet), 1414 nucleotides long. RefSeq lists its product as uncharacterized. The coding region runs from base 277 to 1182 and encodes 301 amino acids. The transcript has 7 exons. The record is from RefSeq and is a predicted model, not a curated record. Lineage: Eukaryota; Metazoa; Chordata; Actinopteri; Mugiliformes; Mugilidae.